AUGGAUCCUGUCGGGCCCGGCGGGGGCGCCGGCGGGAAGCCGAACCUGCAGAUGGUCUACCAGGCCGUGCAGGCGCUCUACCACGACCCGGACCCCAGCGGCAAGGAGCGCGCCAGCCUCUGGCUCGGGGAGCUGCAGCGCUCGGUUCACGCCUGGGAGAUCUCCGACCAGUUGCUACAGAUCCAGCAGGAUGUGGAGUCUUGUUACUUUGCGGCCCAAACCAUGAAGAUGAAAAUCCAGACCUCGUUCUAUGAGCUCCCGACGGAUUCCCACGUCUCCCUCCGCGAUUCCCUGCUUUCCCACAUCCAGAACUUAAAAAAUAUGUCCCCCGUCAUUGUCACCCAGCUUGCGUUAGCCAUAGCAGACCUCGCCUUGCAGAUGGCUUCUUGGAAGGGCUGCGUGCACACCCUGGUGGAAAAGUACAAUAACGACGUGAUGUCCCUGCCCUUCCUGCUGGAGAUCCUGACGGUGCUACCGGAGGAAGUGCACAGCCGGUCCCUGCGCAUCGGAGCCAACCGCCGCACGGAGAUCAUUGAGGACCUGGCCUUCUACUCCAGCACGGUGGUCGCCCUCCUGGUGACGUGCGUGGAGAAGGCCGGGAGCGAUGAGAAGAUGCUCAUCAAGAUCUUCCGGUGCCUCGGCAGCUGGUUCAACCUGGGCGUCCUGGACAGCACCUUCAUGGCCAACAGCAAGUUGCUCUCCCUGCUUUUUGAGGUUCUGCAACAGGACAAGACCUCGUCCAACUUGCACGAAGCCGCCUCGGACUGCAUCUGCUCCGCGCUCUACGCCAUCGAGAACGUGGAGACCCACCUUCCCCUCGCCCUGCAGCUCUUCCAGGGCGUCCUGACCCUGGAGACGGCCUACCACAUGGCCGUAGCCCGCGAGGAUCUGGACAAGCACCGGGUUAGAAACUGGGAGACGGAAGGGAUCCCCGAGGAAACCGAUGACUUUGGGGAGUUCCGGAUGAGAGUGUCGGACCUCGUCAAGGACCUGAUCUUCUUGGUCGGCUCCGUGGAGUGCUUUGCCCAGCUUUACGCCACUUUGAAAGAAGGCAACCCGCCCUGGGAGGUGACGGAGGCCGUGCUCUUCAUCAUGGCUUCAAUAGCCAAGAGUGUUGACCAAGAGAAUAACCCCACCCUGGUGGAAGUGCUGGACGGAGUGGUGCGCCUCCCCGAAGCUGUGCACACGGCGGUGCGCUACACAAGCAUCGAGCUGGUUGGGGAGAUGAGCGAAGUGGUGGACAGGAACCCCCAUUUCCUGGACCCGGUCCUGGGCUACCUGAUGAAGGGCUUGUGUGAGAAGGCCCUGGCCUCCGUGGCCGCCAAAGCCAUCCACAACAUCUGCUCCGUCUGCCGGGACCACAUGGCCCAGCACUUCACGGGCCUGCUGGAAAUCGCCCGCUCCCUGGACUCCUUCAUGCUCUCCCCGGAAGCGGCGGUCGGACUCCUGAAAGGGACGGCGUUGGUGCUGGCCAGGCUGCCCCUGGAGAAGAUCUCGGCGUGCCUCAGUGAACUCUGCGCCGUUCAGGUGAUGGCCCUGAAAAAGGUGGGUGGAAAACCACCCAGCUCAGAGAGCGCCAAGGACCCCACACUUUCCUUCUGGAGAGUUCCCUUUUCUUUUGAUUUCUCCUUCCACUGCAGGCACACCAACCCCAUUGUAGAAAACGGGCAGACGCAUCCGUGCCAAAAGGUCAUCCAAGAGAUUUGGCCGGUGCUCUCGGAGACGUUGAACAAACACCGGGCGGACAACCGCAUCGUGGAACGCUGCUGCCGAUGCCUGCGUUUCGCCGUCCGUUGCGUCGGCAAGGGGUCGGCAGCCCUCCUGCAGCCGCUGGUCACUCAGAUGGUGAACGUGUACCAGGAGCAUCAGCACUCCUGCUUCCUCUACCUGGGCAGCAUCCUGGUGGACGAGUACGGCAUGGAGGAAGGGUGCAGGCAGGGGCUGCUCGACAUGCUGCAGGUAGGUAGGUUCAUCCAACGCAGCCCACUCACCCUCCUGCGCAGCCAGGUGAUCCUCCCCAUCCUGCAGUGGGCCAUCGCCGCCACCACCCUGGAUCACCGGGACGCCAACUGCAGCGUCAUGAAGUUCUUGCGUGACCUCAUCCACACCGGAGUGUCCAAUGAUCACGAGGAGGACUUUGAGGCCCGCAAGGAGCUCAUCGGGCAUGUGAUGACCCAGCUGGGCCAGCAGUUGGUGAGCCAGCUGUUGCAGACCAGCUGUUUCUGCCUGCCGCCUUACACCCUACCGGACGUGGCCGAGGUGCUGUGGGAGAUCAUGCAGGUCGACAGGCCGACGUUCUGCCGCUGGCUGGAGAACUCCCUGAAAGGGUUGCCGAAGGAGACCACGGGGGGAGCCGUUCAGGUGACCCACAAGCAGCUGACGGACUUCCACAAGCAAGUCACCAGGUCAGUGGGGAGAGGGGCCGGGGGGGGCAGCCUUCCAGUAGCCUUGGGAUCCCAGUCUGGGGCUGGGCUGCGGGAAGCCCCUUGA
Molecule: messenger RNA, 2490 nt
Organism: Protobothrops mucrosquamatus (brown spotted pit viper)
Lineage: Eukaryota; Metazoa; Chordata; Lepidosauria; Squamata; Viperidae
Gene: TNPO3
Product: transportin 3
Exons: 19
Coding region: 1-2490 (829 amino acids)
Biological process (GO): protein import into nucleus
Cellular component (GO): cytoplasm; nuclear membrane
Source: RefSeq, a predicted model, not a curated record